GCCACCGCGCGGGGACGCUCCGCCGCUGGGAAGCGGGCAGAGGCCGAAGACAGGCGCUGCUCGGCCGGCGGGGACCCGGGGGACCCCCGAUCGCCCCUCGGAGGAGGCGCAGGCAGCGGCGCGGCCUCCCGUAGUGGGCGGGCCGGCCGGGCGGGGCGCGCGUCCUUCCUGGUUGCCGGUUGCGUGUGUGUUCCGCUGCGGCGGUCCGGUGCGCGCGGACCUGCUUCCCGGUUUGUGCAACGCGGUCGGAGACUAGCCGAGGCGGAGCUGACCUGGAAGUCUCUCAUUGGCUACUGUCCUUUAUCAGGAAGUCACUUGCCUCCCAAAGUCCACCUGCACUGAGUUGGGGACUCUUCAUGAGCUGAGAGAAUGGCACUCUUCAGGCAGCUGUCCCUGGGUUCCAAGGCUGCCCUGGCUGCAGCCACUGUCUUCACUGUGUCCUUGAUCCUCUCCCGCUCCUUUCUGGCUAAGACCCUUGAGCUCCAGGCCUGGCGCUGGCUGUUCCGCCUGCAGCUGGUCCUGUUUGUCAACUCGCUCAUGCUCAUUGGUUCCUUGUACAUCUGGCGGAGCACAGUCAGCAGCCUCAGCCAUUCCCCUGCUGUGGAAUCUACCUGUUUCCGGCUCUGGAAGCUGGUUGUCGUGGCAUUUCUGGCCCUGGCACAUUCCAGUUUCUUCACCAUGCUCUUCUUGGUGGCCGAGGAACCCCAUGUGUUCUCCUUAGCAGCCUUCUCCUGCCUGGGUGCCUAUAUCCUCAUGCUUUUCUUCCUCUGUAUCUUGAAUGCCAUGGAGCAGGCCUACCAGUUCUUAGCCUGGCGCAGUGGUAGGGUAGUGGGCAGCGUCGACAAGACGCGGCACCUGGUGCUCAGGCCUGCCCUGGCCGUGGCGGUGACGGCUGUGCUCAGUACCGUUGGCCUUCUGAACGCUGCCCAGCCCCCAGUGGUGAAAACCGUGGAGGUGCCCAUCCACCGGCUGCCCCCCUCUCUGAAUAACCUCAAGGUCGUGCUCCUGUCGGACAUUCACCUGGGGCCCACCGUGGGCAGGACCAAGAUGGAGAUGUUCGUGAGGAUGGUGAACACGCUGGACCCGGACAUCACCGUGAUCGUGGGCGACCUCUCCGACUCCGAAGCCUCCGUCCUGCAGACAGCGGUCGCUCCUUUGGGGCGGCUCCAUUCCCGUCUCGGCACCUACUUCGUCACAGGCAAUCACGAGUACUACACAUCAGACGUCAGCAACUGGUUCGCACUGCUGGAAUCCUUGCACGUCCGGCCCCUGCAUAAUGAGAACGUGAAGAUUUCUGCCCCCGGGGACCCGGACGGUGGGGGUAGUGAUAAAGAAUGGGUCUGCCUGGCGGGUGUGGACGACAUAGAAGCAGACAUCCUUCACUACUCUGGGCACGGCAUGGACCUUGACAAGGCUCUGGAGGGCUGCAGCCCAGAUGAUGCCACCAUCUUACUGGCUCAUCAGCCUCUGGCUGCCAAGAGAGCCCUCCAGGCUCGGCCGGAUAUAAACUUGAUCCUUUCCGGGCACACGCAUGCAGGGCAGAUCUUUCCCUGGAAUGUCGGGGCCUAUCUUCUCAACCCUUUUUUUGCUGGACUCUACCAAGUAGGCCAGGCUACAUUUGUGUACGUCAGCCCGGGUACAGCCUACUACGGGAUCCCCAUGAGGCUGGGGAGCAGGGCGGAAAUCACAGAACUCAUCCUGUGGCGGGCUCCCUAAGCCUGCCCUGGUGACCCCGCCCUGCCCUGCCCUGCCCUGCCCUGCCCUGUCCUGUCGUUGCCCAUCACUCUCAUCCAUCUCCUGCUCUGGCCGAGCCCUGCCAACAGCCUUUGGCUGCAGCCUGCUGGGAAUCAGUGAUUUGCAGCGGGGCUGCCUGGCAAGUUCAGGCCAGUUUAACUCUUCGGAGAAUCGAUUGCUUUUUGAUGAUAUACCCCUGGGUAUCAUCAGAUUUACAUUUGCUUUCCAGCUGCUGUAGAGAGGGGCCCUUUUGCAGAGGGUUGGGUGGCUAGAAAGGACAGGUCUUCUCAGAUACAGGGAGGGGCAGGAGUACUUGUCUCCUGUGGCUUUAACCCUGGUUAGGGCUUCUUUGGUGGGUUCUGGAAUCACUUGAUCUAGAGACAGUUGGUCUGGGCAUGGGCCUUGUUGAGAGGUCAAGUGAGAUGGGCACCUCCCUCUGCCUUUUCUCCUUGGUUCAGUCAAGGUCACCUUUAUUAAGGACAUCGACAAAGCCCACCACCGGGACAUGGGCCCUUCCGGUCAUGCUGAUUACCUGGCUGGACAGGGAUGGCUGGAGAAGAAAGCAUGGGCACUGUGGUGUGUGAUGACUGCCAUCUCUUAAGGACUUGGCAGCUCCGAAUCCCUGGUUCUGUGAUGUCUUUGGGUGAGGUAAUUAAGGACAGGCUGCUUCUAUGUUUGGGGGUUAAGAAAAGGACACUGGACGACGGGAUGAGGUGUGCUCGAAGGUACCGUGACAAAUACUUGUCUAGGAGGUUCCCAACUUUGGGUUCCAAAUGAGCAUGAGAAAACAAGAGUAUAUGUAAGGGAGAGAGAAAGAGAGAGUGAGAGAGACUGUCUUACCUGCUUGGGGACAUUCUACUCCAUCUACCUUGGCCUCUGGCCACAGAAGCAUAGGAUCGUUCAUAGGGCCUCUAGGCACACAAGGAAGACAAAACAAUGCCUGCACGUUUGUUGGUUUAGCCUUUGCCAAGGGCAAGAGAGACUUUGCCCUUUGCAGAGCAGAAAACUGAGCAUUGAGAUGUGUUCAGGAACAUCCAGUAGCUUUGACUCUGAGAGUCCUCUGGAAGGAGAUGCAGAUGCUCUCUCUCUGGAGAGGGACGUCCUGCUGCUUAUGAGAGAAGGUUGAUGUCCCCCUAGAUUCCUGGAGAUGGCUGUGAUUCUUACAUCUACCUCAAGGCUGCUUUGCUGGGAGAAAGCUGAGCCUGUAUCUCACACUCAGCAUGUUGUGUAAUGUUAGUGUGCUAAUCAGUGCGUUGAAACCUGCAAAGGGACGUUGCCAGUCCCGGGAGCCUAGAGAGUCAAUCCUGGGGACCGUCGGCGGGUGGCAUGCUGCCCUGCCAACAGAGCCCAGGUGUCCACGUGACGCCAGCUAAGAGCCACCUUCCUGUCGCAUGCCUGAAUUUCCUAUGCACCUUCUGCUUCGUAGAUGGCAGUUCGCGAUGGCGUCUAGGGGUGCAGGAGAUUACACUCAUUUGUUGUCUCCCUGCCAGGUAGUAGCAGUUGGCCAAACAGCCCCAGAUAAAUAAUAAAUAAAUAAGUAAUUUCAAAAUGCACGCCUGUACCUCCCAGCGCUCAGCAGGUAGACAUAGGAAAACUAGGAGUUCAAAGCUGAGGCCAUCCUGGGCUACAUGAGACCCUGUCUUGGAAAGAACAGAGAGAGAGAAAGAGAGAGAGAGAGAAAUAGCCUUGCCUUGAUGCUGUGGUGCUGUCACUCCCUCCCACCCUGCACAGGGUUUCAGUGCCCUGGGAGAGAUUUUGUGAAGAGCGUGAUUUGGUGGUGGGAUUUAGGAGAGGCCAAGGCCUCAGCACCUAGUUCUUUCAGACCCCUUCUGGGCACUGCCCCCACCUGCCACCCCUCCAGCCUCUCGGGAGGCCACUUUCUGCAGUGUUUUCCACCCCUGGUGAUUCCACCCCCUUUGGGGUCACCACUGCCCUUUCUUAGCUUUGGAUUUCACCAGACAGUUGACACCUUUUCACUCCAACCUCCCGGGGAGCUCUCCUGCCCAGCUUCUGUUAUUUUUACUAGUUCCUUGAUAGCUAGAUGCCCGGCCUGUGUCACCACAGGGCCUGUGUCACCACAGGGCCUGUGUCACCACAGCAGGCUCCUUCCGUCCGCCACGAAGCUCUGCUUCACCAAAGGCUUUUCUGUUAGCAGGAAGGCAUUGGGUUGCUGCCCAUGGGGAGAGAACUUGCCUUGCAAGUGUGAGGCCUGGGUUCAGUGUCAGGGCUGGCCAGUGAAGCAGCUCCUGGCCGGCACUCACUCCUACAAGCUUCCGUCCCCGGAACCCACGGUGGAAGGAGAACGCCGACUCCACAGUUAUCCUCUGACCUCCACAUACGUGCUGCCACGUGUGUGCCCACACUUAGACACAGGCCACAGAGUGCACACACAAUAAUAUAGAUAAAAUCAUUUUCUAAAGAGAUGAGCCUGCCUGCUCUCCUGAAAGUCUUUUAUUAUUCUUUUUUUGCUUUUGGUUUUUUGGUUUUUCUUUUCCAGAAAGGGUUCCUCUGUGUAGCCUUGGCGGUCCUGGAUUCACUUUGUAGACUAGGCUGGGCCUCAAACUCAGAGAAAUCCUCCUGCCUCUGCGUCCCUGAGUGUUGGAAAUACAGGCGUGAGCCGCUGCGCCCGGCUAAUGUCUUGUAUUCUAAUAAAAGGGAAACAGUGAUUCUGUGUUCUUGUUAGCUUUCUCUCUCCUCCUGAGAGAGACUGUUUCUUCACCUUCUUCACACCUUCCGGGCCAUCCGGCACAUGGACACCUGGGUAUUCCUGAAAUUCCCUUCUUCUCCCUCCCAUUUUGACGGGGUAUUCCUAAGGUUGGCCAGCCGCUCUGGGAUGCAAGCUCUUCUGCUCUCAAACCCCGAGCGCUUGGGGCUCCAGGUGUGUGCCACCGCGGGCACCCCUUGCAGUCAGCUUUGUUUCUGUGGUUCUGGUUGUAACCGUGCCCGCCUUCCUUUCUGAAGUCAGUUGUUGGGGUGUGGCCAAAGGUUUGGCGGCUGGGUUGUCGCCAAAUAUCGAUUUUGUUUAUUCUUUGUGCAUUUUUUUUUUCUGGUCCCAAUUUUAUUGAUCUCUGCUCUUUCUAUUUGUUGGUUGGUUGGUUUCGUUUGGUUUUUUGGGGACAGGGUCUCAGUAUGUAAACCUGGCUGGCCUGGAACUCACCAAGUAGACCAGGCUGGCCUAAAACUCUGAGAGAUCUGUCUACCUCUGCCUUCCCAGUUCUUUCUCUAAUUUCUUGAGGAACUGUCCUUUUACGAUUUUCUUUUUGUUUAAGUCAAAGUCUGAAAAGGUUCUAUAUAUUGUGUGUGUUCUAUGUCUCUUUUAAGUCUGUUAUAUUCCUCUUACACAUGCAUAAAAAAAAAAAAGAAAAAUAAUCGAGGACAUCUUUAUUUAUUUAUUUGUUUGUUUGGUUUUUGGCUGUCCUGGACUCAUAGGGAUCUACCUGCCUCUGCCUCGCUGAGUACUAGGACUAUAGGCGUGUGCCACCACGUCCGGCUUUAAUGUAUAUUUUAAAAUUAGUUUGUACAUGUGUGUUCCUUGCGCGCGUGCAUGUGUGUGUGUGUGUGUAUGUGUGUGUGUGUGUGUACAUGUGUAUAUAUAGUCCUAAUAUGGGGGUCAGGAGCUAGUUCUCCUCUUCCUGUGGGUCUCUGGGAUCAAAGUCAUAUAGUGCUGAUUGCUGCCAAGUGCCUUUAUUCAGCUUUUUCUUUUUAGACUUAUUUUUAUUUUUAAUCUUGUAGGUCUGUGUGCCUUCAUGGGGGUGUGUACAGACGAGUGCAGAUGUCUGGGGAAGCCAACGGCUUAGAGCUGGAUUAACCUGAUGGGGCCACUGAUCCAUCAAGCUUCCUCUUCUUCCUCCUCCAGCUUCCUUUUGUUUUGUUUUUGUUUUUGUUUUUUUUCCUUUUAGAUUUUUUUUGAGACAGGGUUUGUCUGAGAAAAAGCGCUGGCUAUCCUGGAACUCUCUCUCUAGACCAACCAGGCUGGCCUCGAACUCACAGAGAUCCACCUAUCUCUGCCCCUCCAGGGCUGGGAUAUGUUUUUUUUUUUUUUUCUUUUUCCUGAAAUAAAGGGCCAGGGUUAAGCUGAUCACUGGCCAGGAGUGCAGGAGGGUUAGGAAACAGACCUACAGUGCUCAUCACUCUCUGCGGCCUCUGCUUUGCUAUCCUCCGCGUCUCCCGUGGCAGCGUCUUCUUUCUAGCCAGUCUUACAAGACACAUAGAAAUGAGCAAGAUUAAUAAGCACGGGUGUGGGCUAGAGCAGGUGUCCACAAAUCUUCCCUACGGGUAUUGAUUGCUUCCGUGGACCUCAGUUACUUUGCUUCGCAGGCCUGUGGAAGGGAGGUCCUGGCCACAGCAGCCGCUGGGCAUCCUUCUGGUCUUCUGAAAUCACUCUUGGCUUUCGCUUUGCUGUGUGACCUUAAGGGACUACAGAGGCCUUACGUGUGUGAAGGCCUCCCACUUCCCCCUCCCCUCACUGCCAUAGCCCUGGUUUGCUAGUAGAACAGGCUGGGCUUCACCCUGGAGCUAAGGUGCCCCAGCCAGGAGCUCCACAGAGCCCUGAGGUCAGGUGACAGGUCUUGUAAGUGUGAUUGGAGACCCGUUGGAUUGGAACCUCCAGUUUCCUCCCAAGAGACCUGGAGGCCAAGGUCCUGAUCAGUUUGUUCAUAAUGACCCUUAACCUGUGAUGUCACCAAGCUGCUUUACUCUUUGUUCAAGUCCAGGAAUGUGCACAAGGGAUGCAGAUAAUUUAUUUUUAGCACUGAGGACUAGAACUCUUGGGCAGAUGUUCAAGUUACCCAUUGAUGGCUGUACUGUGUUAUGGUUAAUGCUUUGUUUUAUUUUUUUUAAGAUGCUUAUAACUGAAAAAAAAAAAAAUCACACCAGUCAGUGUUAGACUCCUGAAGAGUACACUCAGUCUAAGGGUGUUUUUUGUGUGCACUGCCUUUUUUUUUUUUUUAAACCUCCAGUAUUUUAUGUGUUAUGUAUAUAGUGGGGGUGGAGACUCCAGGGGCCUGAACCUCCCAUAAGGCUUUGCUUGAAAUUGGGUUUUGUCGUGUUCCUGUGGCUGUACACUUUGUAACCACUGAUGCUACCACACCCUGCAAGUGUGAAAUAAAGAUUUAUCUCUUCAUGA
This is a messenger RNA of Psammomys obesus (fat sand rat), 6859 nucleotides long. It is a transcript of the gene Tmppe, whose product is annotated as transmembrane protein with metallophosphoesterase domain. The coding region runs from base 370 to 1716 and encodes 448 amino acids. The record is from RefSeq and is a predicted model, not a curated record. The transcript has 2 exons. NCBI's taxonomy places the organism in Eukaryota, Metazoa, Chordata, Mammalia, Rodentia, Muridae. Gene Ontology annotation, molecular function: hydrolase activity.